UUCAGCUCAAACUACUUCAACCUUGCCUCUCUCUCUCUCUCUCUCCAGCAACAUGGCUUCCGGUGCGGCGGGGUUUCGUGUGCUCGCGCUGGUUCUCUUCAUGUCGGCUUUCGCAACCGCAGCUCCCUCCCUAAACGUGGGGCACUACCUUUUUACUUGCCCGUUUGCAGAAGCUAUCAUCAGGAAAACCGUAUUCGAUGCCGUCUCGAGGAACCCUGGGAUGGCGGCCGGUCUCGUUCGCAUGCAUUUUCAUGACUGUUUCGUUAGGGGUUGUGAUGCUUCAGUGCUCCUAAAAUCAACCCCAGGGAACCCGGCGGAAAGAGAUCACCCGGCAAACAACCCUAGCCUACGAGGGUUUGAAAUCAUCGAUCAGGCCAAGGCUCAGCUGGAAGCCUUGUGCCCCAGGACCGUCUCGUGUGCCGACAUCCUCGCUUUCGCCGCCCGCGACAGCGCCCUCAAGGCUGGGGGCAUAUUCUACAACGUCCCCGCUGGCCGCCGCGACGGCCGCGUCUCUCGCCUCCCAGAAGUUACACAGAACCUCCCAUCGCCAACCUUCAAUGCCCAACAGCUCAUCGCCAACUUCGCUAGGAAAGGGCUUACUGCGGACGAGAUGGUGACCCUCUCUGGAGCGCACUCGAUCGGAAUCUCCCAUUGCUCUUCCUUCUCGAGCCGCCUCUACUCGUUCAACGCCACGCUCGCCCAGGAUCCUUCCUUGGACCCUGCGUACGCCGCUUUCUUGAAGGCCAAGUGCCCACCGCGUAGCAAAGCGGCACAAGCAGACCCGACCGUGCCGCUGGACAGCAUCACGGCCAGCACUUUGGACAACAAGUACUACCUUCAGUUGCCGAAGCUCCGCGGCUUGUUGACUUCGGACGAGACGUUGUACACGAGUCCCUCGACUUCAAGGAUAGUCGCGAGCAACGCGAUGAACGGGUUUGCUUGGAGCGUGAAGUUCGCCAAGGCGAUGGUGAAGAUGGGAUCGAUCGACGUGCUCACCGGUGAACGAGGAGAGAUCAGGAAGCUGUGCAGUGUUGUGAACUGAGGACGUGCCACAGAGUUUUGAUUUUUGCAGGAUGGAGAUUGGGGGGAAGUGACCUCUCGUCCUUAAUAUUUAUUCUUUGCUUGACUGUGUUUGUUGUCCUUUUUAAUGUUAAGUUAUUUUCCAAUUAUGAAGGUCUUACGACGUUUCAUUCUCGGAUGUAAAAGUCUUUCUUGC
Molecule: messenger RNA, 1216 nt
Organism: Rhodamnia argentea
Lineage: Eukaryota; Viridiplantae; Streptophyta; Magnoliopsida; Myrtales; Myrtaceae
Product: peroxidase 5-like
Exons: 2
Coding region: 53-1042 (329 amino acids)
Biological process (GO): response to oxidative stress; hydrogen peroxide catabolic process
Cellular component (GO): plant-type cell wall; plasmodesma
Molecular function (GO): heme binding; peroxidase activity
Source: RefSeq, a predicted model, not a curated record